AUGAAAAAUUAUGUAAAUAUGGACGGUGAGAUCAGCCAAGUAGAUCCCGAGUAUUUGAUGGGCCAGCUCAAUACUGCGAGACGGGAAAUAUAUAAUUUAAGGCAGCAGAUAAAAAGUCUAAAGUACGUUUUUGAAAAAGAUGUUGAUAAUAUUAAGAGACUUAUUGGACUGCAAGCAUCUGCAGGAAUUGUUGAAGUCGCUGAGCCGGCUGUGGAAGCUUCAACGUCGCAGUCCACCAGCUUAAAUUUAGAGCCUAUUGGUAUUAUUAACACUGGAUUUCCCAGCAAGCGCGGGACUCCAAGGCAACCUGGAAUUGGCAAAGAGUCGAGGGGCAAAAUAACUUUGUUUAAUACUGUAUUUACUAAUCCUGAACAUGCACUCAAUGGACUUGAAGAUUUUUCCCACAUGUGUAUCGAAGGGAAUACUAUUUUAUUCGAAGGUGUAGACACCGUCGACGGCACUCCAGUGUUGGACAUAAAGCCUUACAUUCCCCAGUACGACGACCCUCUGCACGUCGAGCAAGAAAUUAGGCGAGAAAAUCUUGACGACCGGCUGGGUCUCUACGACCCAGCAUUUAAUGGUGACAUCGAAGGAUGCUUAGCCGACGAAGAGGGCCAAGACGUGUCUAGAGACGAGGAAUUAGCAAUGAGACUGCAAGCCGAGGAGUUCCAGGGUAUAAGUAAUGAUUUAAACUUACCACAAAGAUACUCUAGAUCCUUCUGUCCAAACCCGUUGACUGACAAUGCAAGCAACGUGGAGGCAAAUAGCAGAGAAUCUUCCGAAAAUCCCAUGCCAGGACCUUCUGGACUAGGGUUGGAAAAUCAGACCCAAGAAGAGUCUGAAGACGCGAGGAAUUCCCGGCUACUGGACGGCGCUGAUGGACCCAGCAUCGUUUGUGUGACUGACAUGGAUUUGAUAAACCGACGGGCGUUGAACCCGCGUCUGGACAAUUCUCCAGUCAGGAUGGGAGUCAGAGAGGCACCUGAUGGAGAAGAAGGAUUUGAAUCGCAGCCUCUGAGAUCGUCUUUAACUGUAGGAAAUAUUCAGAGCAUUCCUGCGGCUGGUACUUUCCAAAGCUUUCCCACGAGGUCCAGCGCAGACACUCAAACUCAAUCAGACAAUCAAUUUCAAGUCAGAGUUCCUGAUUGGAUCUCUCAACCACUAUCACCCUCGCUGUCGGUAGUUUUUAAUGAACGCGCUGUGAGACAGUUGGUAGAGAUAGCCAAGGACAAAGCUGAGGAGCAAAAACGCGCUAUUGUAAAUGUACUUCGUGAAGAUCCUCGAUCUGUUUACUUACGCCAGCGUUGGGCUAAUCAAUUUUAUACAUUUUUAAUUAAUGAGUUACAUAUUAGUUGUAGAUUCGACGAUACUAGACGUAUCGUUACUGUCUUUCAGGUACGACACGCUGGACGUACAUGCGAAUGCGGUUUUUCAAGGGUACUAUCAAAGGAUUUUGAAGAAGGUCGUUGUAAACCAUUCCGUGACAGACAACUAGCUUGCAGUCGUCAGAUCCAGAUGCGAAUAGUGGGUACCGUUUGUGGAAGGAGACACUUCGGACUCCUGUUCCGUGGAGUCGCAAUGUUUGAUAGGGCUUCGUGCUGA
Cotesia congregata is the source of this 1602-nucleotide messenger RNA. The record is from the annotation of a GenBank genome assembly. Lineage: Eukaryota; Metazoa; Arthropoda; Insecta; Hymenoptera; Braconidae.